ACAACAGCAACAACCCAGCGACGUGUCCAUGUUGUCCUACGAAAAGAAGCGGGAACAAUGCAGGUUCAUAUAUCAUGCUGAAAACUUUAAGAUCGUGUCCAUUCGACGAAGAUUAGUACACCUCCGGGUCUUGACCUUCAUUUUAGAUACAAAGACCUCAAAAGGAAAAAAUCUGGUCAUAGUACAAUCUAAGAAUCUUCCUGGUUCAUCCGUCCAGCUUGACAAUAGGCCCUACAUAGUAGAUUGGCCUUGUUUACUUUGAUCGUAUCGGACACGUCAAAUAUUGGCAGUAAGCAGAAUGAUUGCCGACGCUAACCCAGUAUUUCAAGCAUUUCUUGGAACACUUUUCACAUGGGGGUUGACUGCUGCUGGAGCCGCCCUCGUGUUUGUUUUCAACAGUGGCCAGAGAAAAGUUCUUGAUGGAAGUCUAGGAUUUGCUGCAGGGGUCAUGACAGCAGCCUCAUACUGGUCUUUACUUGCUCCUGCGAUUGAAAUGGCAUCUUCUUCAAAUACUUAUGGUACUGAUGGAAAAUAUUCUUUUGUUCCAGUUAGCAUUGGGUUUUUCCUUGGUGCCUUGUUUGUUUAUGGCUCAGACCAAUUUUUAACAUUUAUGGGUAUAUCGUCACCAAACAUAGCCUUGGCUUUGGAAAAAUCAGAUAAAGAAUUUAAAAAUGAUGGACAAUCUUCCUUAUAUGGUAUGGAUGGCCAGUUAAAUGAUCAAUUAGUAUCAGAAAGCAUAAUAAUAGAACAAGCAAAAGAUUUUUCCCCAUUUGAGGAUGGAGAAUCGACUGUGCAUGCAAGGAAAAGAAACCCCAAGGAGGGCUCAAUGAAUGAGCAAAUAACAGAUGACACUUACGCAGACGAAAUAACACCAGAUGAAAAAAGGAGAAGCUGGAGGAGGAUAUUGCUGCUCAUUGUUGCAAUAACUGUUCAUAAUAUACCUGAAGGACUAGCUGUCGGUGUUGGUUUUGGAAGUAUUGGUAAGUCAAAGCUCUCCACACUGGAGUCUGCAAGAAAUCUUGCGAUUGGCAUUGGCAUUCAGAAUUUUCCAGAAGGAUUGGCAGUUAGUCUCCCGCUUAGAGGUUCCGGUUACUCCGCGCUAAGAAGCUUCUGGUAUGGACAAUUAAGUGGAAUGGUCGAGCCUAUAGCGGGUAUUUUUGGGGCAUUUGCAGUAGUGAUAGCAGAACCUUUACUACCAUACGCUCUUUCAUUUGCUGCUGGUGCCAUGAUCUAUGUCGUUGUUGAUGAUAUCAUUCCAGAGGCCCAGAUGUCCGGAAAUGGCACAUUGGCAAGUUGGGGUUCAGUUGUCGGUUUCAUCGUGAUGAUGUCACUCGAUGUUGGCCUAGGCUAGAAGUACCAAUGGUGUUAUAGCGUGAGGUCUUUAUUUAAUUAACUCUGAUUUUAUUGCAGAUGUUGUAAAGUAAAUAAUAGCAGGAAUAUUAUUAAUGUUAACGCUUUAGAGAUGAAGAAAUUUCUCUGAAUUUUUGUUUUUUUGUUAGGUCUCGCGUGUUCUUAUCCUUUCUUAUAUUUUUGCCAGUGUUGCGUCACUCGUGCCUAGCUCUCCCACUAGUGCGUUAGUUUCAAACUAUGCAGGAUGUAUCAGUCCAGUUGUAGAAAAUUAGUCUUUGCAAGACUAUCACAGCGCUUGCAACCACAUGGUGAAAAACCACUUCUCCUCUUAACCUGAACACCAGCCUCCGUCACGCUUGCGUUAGAAGACAGCUUUCUAUGCAGAAGUUACUCUUAAGGUGGGCAAAUUUAGAAAAAUAACCAAACAGCUUUUUGCACCUUUAGCGUAACUCACGAUAGCGUAUUGGGAUACAAUAUUUAAAAGAACCAAUGGUCAAAGUUUCCGGAAAAAGUCUUAGUUGUGGAAAUUUUCUGAGAGAAAAUGGAUCUAGGAGAUAAUAUAAAGAAAGGGUCCUUUUGCUAUAAGAAAUUCAAACAGGCUAUUUUUUUAAAAAAGUGCAUUACUUGAAAUGAAAUCACUUAUGAGAGGCAUUUGAAUGUAUAAUUUUCAACAUUCCUUUGUGUUAUUAUUUUCCCCCCGAAUUCUUAAAGCAAUAUACAGCUGUUAUUAAACAGUCUGGUUUAAUCGGAAACUCGUCCCAAGUUACCCUUUUAUCCUAUUUUCUGUUGUAAUUGACUUUGUAUUCAACAAAGAGGCACGAUAAAACAUUUUAAGAUUUUCUUAUUCGGAUGAUGCUAAGAACUAUUACAUUAAUGACUCAUUAUUUAGCAAUAUCCUGCUAGUCUAUUCUAGUGAAAUUAUUCGGGAUUAUAAUUUCUAAACAUAAGGGAAAGUGGCAAUCGACCAAAAUGAGGGCCUGUUGAAGUUCCUCUUUGUUAUUCCUGCCUUUUUUUAUACGUGAAAAAUAAUUAAUGGAAAUGAAGAACAUGAACCAGAUAUGAAUGUCAUUACAUUUCCAGACCCUCAGGAUUCGACCUGUGAUUCGAAAUUCCGUCACGUGGACGUCGACAAUAGGUGGGAUUUAUGGGGUGGGCCCCCAGUUUUUUAAAGAAUACACAGUGAACCCCACUGUUUUCAAAGACUUUUUAGUGGAUUUGUGGAACUUGCUGAAAUUUCUGCAAACUUUGUGCUCUUGUAUCGUAUCCUUUCUAAGGUUGCUGAAGUUUCAUCUGCAUAACCAUCACAUUAUUGUUAACGAAUAUCAAACCUCAGGCACGACUCCACUUGGGGGCUGAAGUC
Molecule: messenger RNA, 2710 nt
Organism: Rhopilema esculentum
Lineage: Eukaryota; Metazoa; Cnidaria; Scyphozoa; Rhizostomeae; Rhizostomatidae
Product: zinc transporter ZIP11
Biological process (GO): zinc ion transmembrane transport
Cellular component (GO): membrane
Molecular function (GO): zinc ion transmembrane transporter activity
Source: RefSeq, a predicted model, not a curated record